UGUUCCCAUAAAAUUGUAGAGGCAGCGCUGCUGCUCUACGUCGAUCGUCUUGAGCUCGGCAGCGGCACCCAGCAGAGACAGCAUUUUUUCAUUAAUUAGUAAGUAGUCCGUUAUUAAUAAUUUAGUCUGUUAUUAAUAACAUUAUGGAUUCAUCAAAAACCGGAGUUUUCUGUGUUCCAGUGUUUUGCAUAAUAACUGGUGCAAGCCGAGGAAUAGGUCGUGCUAUUGCUGUACAACUUUCACAGAAAGUUGGAGAGAAAUCACAAAUGGUCAUUACAGCAAGAAAUACCCAGUGUCUAGCUGAAACCAAACGACUCAUUGAGUGUGUUUCACCGGCGGUGAGUGUCAAAAUAGUAGCUGGCGACCUAGGAAAUUCUGCCGACUUGAAAACACUAAUCGGCUCCAUCUUUAACGAUGUUGAACCAGCAGGAUUUCAACAUGCGGUUUUAGUGCACAAUGCUGGAACUCUUGGAGAUAUAUCCCAGAAAAUUUGUGAGAUAUCCGAUGCCGAGCAAUUGCAAAAAUGUAACUUCGAAAACGUCACAUCUGCUCAUCUAAUUACUGCAAGAUUCUUAACCGUUUUUACGAAUUUUCAAUGUAGAAGGCGAACUGUAGUUCAGAUAAGUUCCUUGGCAGCCGUCAAACCUUUUGCUACAUGGUCCAUGUACUGCGUGGCCAAAGCCGCUAGGGAUAUGCUUUUUGGAGUUCUUGCACAAGAAGAUACCAGUGUUAGAGUUCUUAGUUAUGCUCCAGGACCCAUCAACACAGAUAUGUUACAUAAGAUCGCAACAGAAACUGGAGAUGAUAGUGUACGUAACAUGAUGAUGAAAUUAUUCAAGGAGGGGAAUGCUGUCAAAGUGGAAGACACCGUUGCCAAAUUGCUAACUAUUUUGGAAAGGGAUGAGUUUAUAUCUGGUGCACACAUUGACUAUUAUGAUUAAUUUUUGAAUAAAACAUGGUUUAGAAUAUUACUUCUUGAUUAAGAAAAAAAUCAAUUCCUCCACGAUUUAUUAUUCCGUGGAUUUGGAGGUUCCUUAGAAAAAAAGUCUGUCCGAGUAUGUGUCUCGCUACUUUUUUUAUUAAACUUUUAGCACACCAUGCCAAUCAGUGAACCUGCUCACUUUACUAAUUGGCAAUCCCUUUAGAUCAUAAUUAUACACACAAGAUGCUAUACAUACUGUGGACCAUGGUCUCAUUAUAUGAGACUUAGGGAAUGAAAACUAAUAUGUUACUUUAUGUAACAGCAAUUAGACUCUGGGAUUGGAAGGCAAGCAUCUUAUUUGUAGUGUAAUAUAGUUUGAUUUAUAGCGCUUUAUACUGAAGUCUCAAAUCGUUAGAGGUGUGGACUAGCUUGUACAAUGUCUCGUCUGUCCACAACUGGGGCUGUAUGAACCAGUACACUGGGGUAACCCCCCAUUUAACUGGCCACAAGCUAUUCAACUUACUCUAAAAGGCGAAGUACUACAGGACACCAAACUUGGCCUUAUAAGUAAUAUUCUAAAUUAUGAUAAUGACACGGACAAUGAUGCCAUGAAUAGUUGCCAGAAAUAUGUGUAGAUAAUAUAGUCAGUGCUAGAGAAUCCAAAUUUGCAGUUAACAGGCGUAGUUUCACCUUCAACUGUUAACUCUCUAUACCUGUUGUGUGAGUGAAAAUGGUUCACUUCAGCAUGAUCUGGAUAAUUUUUAAUUUUAGUGCAAAGGACAUCUGUUAAAGCUAAACUCUACCAACGUCAAGCCCUUGGAGGUUUAUAUUGUUAUUGGUCAUGAUCCCCCUCCAUUAUAUGACCAAGGCUAUGUUCUUGGUAUUUGUUUUGAUAGUAUUUAUUGUAUUAUGUCUGCAAUAUCUUCUGCAAUUUAUUUGCAAUUUGGUCCCAAGGCUACAGAGUGAAAUAAAAAAAAUGAAAUGAAAUUCUUGGUGUUCUAUCAAUUUAAGCUAAAAAUAAUAUUAUGCUUUAUGGUUAAGAUACAAAUUAUAAAAUUAAUUUUAUUAUCAUUAGCAUUGUUAAGCCAAUUAAAAGGAGGCUUUUUUGGAUCAUCAGUUAAUUUAAUUAUUAACUAGUAGCCUAAAUAAGAUUACCACAAUUUAAAAAAACAAAUGAGGCAACAGAAAAUAAAGAAAGCAGGCAGAUCCAAAUUUAAACAUUGGUAUAGGUGUUUAAAAAAAAUUUGUAUUACAUGUCGGUUAAAACAAUGAAUGAAGAGCUAUUUUGCAUAACAGGGGGGCUUCAUCCCCCA
Messenger RNA from Anneissia japonica, 2235 nucleotides. Its product is annotated as sepiapterin reductase-like. Gene Ontology annotation, biological process: tetrahydrobiopterin biosynthetic process. The transcript has a single exon. Gene Ontology annotation, molecular function: sepiapterin reductase (NADP+) activity. The coding region runs from base 144 to 941 and encodes 265 amino acids. Lineage: Eukaryota; Metazoa; Echinodermata; Crinoidea; Comatulida; Comatulidae. The record is from RefSeq and is a predicted model, not a curated record.